This is a messenger RNA of Drechmeria coniospora, 1239 nucleotides long. RefSeq lists its product as uncharacterized. Gene Ontology annotation, molecular function: carbohydrate derivative binding. The record is from RefSeq and is a predicted model, not a curated record. Gene Ontology annotation, biological process: carbohydrate derivative metabolic process. The coding region runs from base 1 to 1239 and encodes 412 amino acids. The transcript has a single exon. NCBI's taxonomy places the organism in Eukaryota, Fungi, Ascomycota, Sordariomycetes, Hypocreales, Ophiocordycipitaceae.
AUGGCCGAUAGGCAGGCCGGCGAACGUCGGCCGAUCCAGACAAGCGCCGUCAUCGUCCUCGGGGCCGAGAAAUGCGCCUCCAUACCGCCCCCCUCGCCGCCGACGCCAUCCAUCUCGGCGUACGACGGUUCGCUCUGCGAGCCGACAGACUCGUUCAGCCUCGCCGAGGCAACGGCGACGAGGAGACGGCUUGCCCGCGGGCUGCAUGUCCUCAACAUCGAGGCCGACGCGCUGACGAAUCUCUCCAAGCUGUACGAGACGGAUGAUGCGGCUCGCGACGGCUUCGACAAGGCCGUCCGCACCAUCGCCACACGCAGCGCGGCGAGCGGGAAGCUCGUCGUCAUCGGCGUCGGCAAGUCCGGACACAUUGGCAAGAAGCUGGUGGCGACACUGCAGAGCCUCGCCAUCCGAUCCGUCUUUCUGCACCCGACCGAGGCUCUCCACGGAGACCUGGGCAUCGUCGGUCCGCACGACGCGUUACUCUUCAUCACCUACUCGGGCAAGACGCAGGAGCUCCUGCUCCUCCUGCCGCACCUCGCCGAGGCGCUCCCGACCAUCAUCCUCACGUCGCACGAGCGACCGGAGACGUGCGAGUUCAUCAAGCAUCGUCCCAACACGAUCCUGCUUCCGGCGCCGAUACCCGAGUCGGAGGUGACGACGUUUGGCGUCUCGGCGCCGUCGACUUCGACGACGGUCGCGCUCGCCCUCUGCGACGCGCUCGCAAUCACGGUCGCCAACGAGCUUCACCAGAACGUCCCGGCCGAGUUUGCGAGGAACCACCCGGGCGGGGCCAUCGGGGCGAAGGUGCAGAAGAGUCGGACUAUCGGCCAUCUCGCCGUCCCGUGGUCGGAAAUCCGGGCGCCCAGCUGGCUCAGCCACGAGAGCUUGGGCGUCGACCUCUUGCGCGCCGGAUUCGACUCGAGCACGGGCUGGGUUCGAGUCGAGGACGGCGUAGUGUCGCCCGACAGGAUCCGGAAGCUUUCGAGCACCGACAUGUGCCUGCCGCUUCGAGAGAUGACGACGACGCUCGUCGGCCGAGCGGACAUGAUUGUCAUGCCAUCGGAUACGUCGCUCCGGCAGGCCGGCGACAUCUUGCGGUCCAUGGGCGAGCGAGUGGACGCAUCAGGCCAGGAUGCGAGCGACGGCGAGAUGGGGCACGAUGUGGUGAUUGCCGUGAUGGAGGGCGGGAACAUCGUCGGCGUCCUCGAAGCCAACCAGCUCGAACGCGAAGGGGUCUGA